CAACCUCAGAAAACUAAUGGCAACCCUUCACUUCACUCCAUCUCCUUGUUUCGCUCUCAACCCAAAACAGUCGCACCCGACCAUACUGCCCUCUCCUUUUCAGCUCAGUCUCCGGCCAAAACGACACCGUACACGGCGGCAGUGGAAUGUGGUCCGGUCGUACAAGGUUGUGGUGGAGCACGAGGGCAAGUCCACUGAACUCGAGGUGGAGGAAGAUGAGACCAUACUAGACAAGGCAUUGGAGUCUGGAUUGUCUGUGCCGCACGACUGCAAGCUUGGGGUGUGCAUGACUUGCCCGGCUAAGCUUAUCGGCGGCGGGGUGGACCAGAGUGAAGGUAUGCUGAGUGAUGAUGUGGUGGAGAGGGGGUAUACAUUGCUCUGUGUUUCGUACCCCAAAUCAGAUUGUCACAUUCGGACCAUUCCGGAAGAGGAGCUGCUCUCACUCCAAUUAGCAACAGCUAAUGACUAAAAAAUUUGGGUUUUGAGAAGUGAGGGGUGUUUGAAAUUGAGGCAUGUUUGUAUCGAGUUAUCGAUUGUUGAAUAGAACUUAUAUAUGCGCUUUGCUUUAUCACUUGUGAAUUUGUUUUCUGGUGCUAUUUGAAUCCUAUGAUUGGUU
Molecule: messenger RNA, 616 nt
Organism: Fragaria vesca subsp. vesca
Lineage: Eukaryota; Viridiplantae; Streptophyta; Magnoliopsida; Rosales; Rosaceae
Product: ferredoxin-like
Exons: 1
Coding region: 17-469 (150 amino acids)
Biological process (GO): electron transport chain
Molecular function (GO): electron transfer activity; 2 iron, 2 sulfur cluster binding
Source: RefSeq, a predicted model, not a curated record